Messenger RNA from Triticum aestivum (bread wheat), 2743 nucleotides. RefSeq names its product zinc finger MYM-type protein 1. Bases 215 to 2743 code for a protein of 842 amino acids. Lineage: Eukaryota; Viridiplantae; Streptophyta; Magnoliopsida; Poales; Poaceae. Gene Ontology annotation, molecular function: protein dimerization activity. The transcript has 2 exons. The record is from RefSeq and is a predicted model, not a curated record.
ACCAAGCCCAGGCAACGCACGUUGCCCUGUCGUUCGCCUGGAAUCCAGGGAGACGCACCGACACAGGAGCACAGAGACGCAUCGACACAGCAGCACGCCGCCUGACGCCGACACCAGCGCACCGCACCGAACCUGGAGCUGAGUUUGGGGAUCAAAUCGGCAAGAAUUCGGGGAAGAGAUCAACUGAUCAAGAUCAUCAUUCAGAAGCAUAAUCAUGUUACCUAAAAAACAUCUAUCUGGCUGUGAGAAAAGAAACAACAAGAAAAGAGUAGACAAGUUGAUUAAAUCUCAGGAAGGCGCUAUGGAUAUGUUUGUCUUGAGGACUGGUGCUGCUACAAAUUCAGAGCAAUUAUAUAUCACAAAUGGUGAAGAAAAACCUGAUGAUACUAAGAAUGCCGUUGAGGAAAAUCAUGUCGAGAAAAAUAAUGCUGCGGAAAAUGAUGCCGAUCAGCACACGGAAAAUUUUAGUGACCAUGAGAAUCUUGGAAAUGCAGAUGAGCAGGGUUCUUCUUUUGAUAUAUAUGAUCCUAGAACUUGGAAUAUUCUUGACAAUAAAUCAAGAGAUAUUCUCAUUGAAAAAGGACCUAUAAGGGAAUACAAUCUUGUGUUUCCCGAAGAUGAAAUUAGUGGCAGGCAUUUUUCAUAUGAUUACUACACAAGAAAGUUAAGGAAUGGCGAGUUCAGUGAUCGGAGGUGGUUAGUGUACUCUAAACACGUGAAUAAAGUCUACUGCUUUUGUUGCAAAUUGUUUAAAUCUGGAAAAAGCAAAAGUCUGCUAGCAUCCGAGGGAUUGAAGGAUUGGAGACAUCUUAGUGAGAAGCUCAAAUUGCAUGAGAAUAGUGUUGAGCAUAUCACUAACAUGAAUACUUGGAAUGAGGUAAGGCUGAGGCUAAGUAAGAAGGAAACAAUUGAUAAAGACAUGCAACAAGAGAUUGCAAGGGAGAAGGAGCGAUGGAGACUUGUUUUAAUUAGAAUUGUUGCUGCUGUGAAAUUUCUUGCUAAACAUAGUCUGGCUUUUCGAGGAUCGAAUGAGAAAUUAUAUCAAGAUAACAACGGAAAUUUUUUGGGAGUAAUUGAAAUGAUGGCAGAAUUUGAUCCUGUAAUGCAAGAGCAUCUUCGGCGCAUUAAGAAUAGUGAAAUCCAUCAUCAUUAUCUUGGCCAUAAUAUUCAGAAUGAGUUAAUUUCCCUUCUUGGUCGCACUGUUAAAUAUUCUCUGUUGAGGAUAAUUAAGGAUGCAAGGUAUUUCUCUGUCAUCUUGGACUGUACACCUGACGUGAGCCAUCAAGAACAAAUGACUCUAAUUGUGAGGUGCGUAAACAUGUCAAGUACUACUACAAAAAUAGAGGAGUUUUUUCUGGAGUUCUUGAAGGUGGAUGAUACAUCCGGACUUGGACUUUAUAAUGUGUUAAUAGAUUCACUUAAAUCUGUUGGUUUGGAUGUUAAAGAUGUUCGUGGACAAGGGUAUGACAAUGGUUCGAACAUGAAGGGAAAACACCAAGGGGUACAGAGCAGACUACUUGAAACUAAUCCAAGAGCAUUAUUCAUGCCAUGCGCUUGUCAUAGCCUGAACCUUACUCUUAGUGAUAUGGCAAAAUCUUGCGGUAAAGCUGUUACCUUCUUUGGUGUUGUGCAAAGAAUUUAUAUAUUGUUUUCAAGCUCUACUAAAAGAUGGCAGCUAUUGCUUGAUCAUGUUCCAAAAAUGACAGUUAAGUCUUUGUGUAACACUCGAUGGGAGAGUCGAAUAAAGAGUGUUCAGGCUAUCAGAUAUCAAGCACCCGAGUUAAGAAAAGCAUUACUGGAAUUGAAGAGAACUUCUACCGAUGACGCCAAGACUAAGAGCGACGCAAAAUCUUUGGCUAGCGCACUUGAGAAAUUUGAAUUUUUACUUGGCAUGGUCAUUUGGCAUGACAUUUUGUUCACUGUAAACAUGGUGAGUAAGAAGUUGCAGUCUAAGUUUGUGUGCAUUGAUGUUACUCUUAAACAGAUUGAAGGUGCCAUCUCAUAUUUUAAGAAGUACAGAAAUGACGGCUUUGCAACUAGUCUGGAUAUUGCGAGAUCUAUUGCAAUUGACAUGGGUGUACAACCUUUGUUUCCUGUCAAGAGACGUAUUACUAGAAAAAGACAGUUUGAUGAAAUUAGUGGCAAUGACGAAAAUAACCAGAAUGAAGAAACGCAAGCAAGUGAGGUGGAAUCAUUUAGAGUUAAAUACUUUUUGGUGAUGAUUGAUGUUGCAAUUGCUUCCCUAACUACUAGAUUUGAGGAACUGAAGACAUUUGGGAGCAUAUUUGGUUUCUUGUUCAACUCGAAAGAGUUGAAGUCCUUGGGUGAUAAUGAUCUAAGAAGAUGUUGCACUAAUUUUGUCAACAAAUUCACUCAUGGUAAGUCAGCAGAUGUCGAUCUAGAUGAUUUCGUUUCUGAACUAAAAGUACUGCAGAUGACAUUGCCAAACACAUUCAUGUCAGCGGAUCAGAUAUUUGAGUUUGUUAGAGAUGCGGAUUGUUAUCUAAAUGUCUCAAUUGCUUAUCGUAUCCUUUUGACCGUACCUGUGACUGUUGCAUCAGCUGAAAGGAGUUUCUCAAAAUUGAAACUAUUGAAAAAUUAUUUGAGGUCAACGAUGUCUCAAGAAAGAUUGAAUGGAUUGGCCAUGUGCUGCAUUGAGAAGAAUAUGCUGGAUAGUAUUGAUCUUGACACUCUCAUUGGUGAUUUUGCGUCAAAAAAUGCACGAAAGUCUCGCUUCACAUGA